AUUGACUUUCGGAUGUAAACAAUAACAAUGGCUUCUUCCACCAUGCUUAGGAUACCUUUGAGACGAUUAUUCACGAUAAGGAGGUAUUGCACCACCGUUGCCAGUCCAGGAACGUCUUCUGGUGUAAGUGAAAACCCCGCGGAAACUCAGAAUGAGAAAUUAGGAGGAUUUGCCAAAGCGUUUGAGAGGUACACAAAGGAAUCACCCGGCGAGGACUCUGAGGCCGAUUCUGCGCCCAAGGCAUUUGUGUCACUCUUGAGGAAUUGCAAACUUAUGCAGCUUGGUGAUCCUCAAGGGAAGAUUGUAGAGGGAACAAUAUUCCACGUUGUUGAAAAUGAUCUUUAUAUUGAUUUUGGAGGCAAAUUCCACUGUGUUUGCCCCCGACCGCAAAGGAAUGGAGAAGACUUUGUGAGAGGAGCAAGAGUAAGACUUCGGCUGCAGGACUUGGAGCUCUCUACACGAUUCUUAGGGUCAUCAAGAGAUUUAACACUGUUAGAGGCAGAUGCUAUUUUACUUGGUCUUAUUAGAUCACCAAGAAAUGUAAAAACUUAGGCAGCUAUUUAAUUGUUAUAACUUUUUUUCAAAUAACAAAAAUAGUAUGGAAUGAUGUAUAUGAAUUGUUUAUAUAAUGGAAAAACUUGUUAUUUUAGGGAUUUUUUUUCAUUUUUUUUUAUUGAAGUGAUAAUGUAAAAAAAUGUGAAUAAAUAUGUAUAUAUUAAA
Molecule: messenger RNA, 720 nt
Organism: Penaeus vannamei (Pacific white shrimp)
Lineage: Eukaryota; Metazoa; Arthropoda; Malacostraca; Decapoda; Penaeidae
Gene: mRpS28
Product: mitochondrial ribosomal protein S28
Cellular component (GO): mitochondrial small ribosomal subunit
Source: RefSeq, a predicted model, not a curated record